AUGACGCAGGUUGAAAACAGCGGGAUUGAAGAGGUACAGGAUCCCUUGGCCCAAUAUAGAGCUGGACUACAGGAUUACCCAGGUUUCAAAGGAUCUGAAAUCCGUGAUUUUCAAAGCUUGAAAGAACAUUAUUUUGUGGAAGAUGACAAGAAAAAGUUUGAUGUUCAAGCUACUGCUAAUAGGUUUAAAUAUUUACUCUCCUUGACACCACUAUUCAAACAUUUUCUAAAAGUUAAGGCUGCAAAGGAUGAAAAUUUUUCCAAGGUUUUAGAACUGAUUGAAAAGGAUGAUCCCGAUAAUAAACAAUCAAACGGACGUGGGACAGACCACAGAAGACGUAGAACUGAAAAGGAAGAAGAUGCAGAAUUGAUGAGAAGUGAGGAGACCGAAAUUGAUCCAAAAGUCCAAGUAUUGGAGCUUGAAGGUGAAUUCACUGAUUCUGGUUAUGAGUUCUCUAAGUCUCCUAAGUAUAUCAAUGGUUCACUGAGACCAUACCAAAUUCAGGGUCUAAAUUGGUUGGUCUCGUUGAACACCAAUGACCUUUCUGGUAUUUUAGCUGACGAGAUGGGAUUGGGUAAAACAUUGCAAACCAUUUCAUUUUUGGGGUACCUCAGAUAUGUUAAAAAUAUCAGGGGCCCCCACAUUGUUAUUGUACCAAAAUCCACAUUGGAAAAUUGGCAAAGAGAAUUUGCCAAAUGGACGCCUGAAGUUAGGACGUGUGUCUUGACUGGAGACCAGGAGGCCAGAAAUCAAAUUAUUAAGGACAAUAUCAGUAAUUGUCAAUUUGAUGUUCUCAUUUCCUCGUACGAGAUAGUCAUUAGAGAAAAGGCAGUACUGAGAAAAAUCAACUGGCAAUAUAUUGUUGUUGAUGAAGCGCAUAGAUUGAAAAAUGAAGAUUCUUUAUUGUCGCAGAUUAUUAGGAUGUUUCAUUCUAAAAACAGAUUGUUGAUUACCGGUACUCCAUUACAAAAUAAUUUGCAUGAAUUAUGGGCGUUAUUGAAUUUCCUUCUUCCUGAUGUUUUCUCGGAUUCUAGCACAUUUGAUGAGUGGUUUUCCAAUGAUGAAACUGGUAGUGAUUCUAACGAGUCAACAAACGACCAAGAUAAAGUUGUUCAGCAAUUACAUCAAGUCUUAAAACCGUUUUUACUCAGACGUAUUAAAAACGAGGUGGAAAAAUCUCUACUACCAAAACAGGAAUUAAAUGUUUAUGUUGGUAUGACGCCGAUGCAAAGGAAAUGGUAUCAGUCAAUUCUUGAAAAAGAUAUCGAUGCGGUCAAUGGUGCAAACAAGAAGGAGUCAAAAACUAGGUUGCUUAACAUUGUUAUGCAAUUAAGAAAGUGUUGUAACCAUCCUUAUUUAUUUGAUGGGGCGGAGCCGGGUCCACCAUACACUACCGAUGAACACUUGGUCUAUAAUUCACAAAAGAUGCUCGUCUUAGAUAAAUUAUUGAAAAGGCUCGGUGAACAAGGCUCAAGAGUUUUGAUUUUUUCGCAAAUGAGUCGUAUGUUGGAUAUCUUGGAAGACUAUUGUGUCUUCCGUAAUUUUGGGUACUGUAGGAUCGAUGGCCAAACUGAGCAUACGGAGAGAAUAGUUGCAAUUGACGAAUACAACAAGCCAGAUAGUGAUAAGUUUGUAUUCUUGUUGACUACAAGAGCGGGUGGUUUAGGAAUUAAUCUAACCAGUGCAGAUGUUGUCGUUUUAUAUGAUUCUGACUGGAAUCCGCAAGCUGACUUGCAAGCGAUGGAUAGAGCACAUAGAAUUGGCCAAAAGAAACAGGUUAAAGUCUUCCGUUUUGUGACAGAAAAUGCAAUUGAAGAGAAAGUUUUGGAAAGGGCUUCCCAAAAGUUAAGAUUAGAUCAGCUAGUUAUCCAACAAGGCAGAACUGGUUUGAAUGCAGGUCAAGAAAAGAAAUCUGUUGCAAGUAAUAAAGAUGAAUUAUUAAACAUGAUUCAGCAUGGAGCAGCAGACAUGCUUAUGAGUGCACAAAUCAAGGAAGAAGGAAAUGAGAAGCACGAGAUUGACGAUGACGAGUUGGAGAAGAUUUUAAUGAAAUCACAAGAAAAAACCGGGGAGUUGAAGAGUAAAUUUUCCAAGCUUGGUUUAGAUGACUUGCAAAACUUUAGCAGCAACAACGAUUCUGUCUACGAAUGGAAUGGGAAGAACUUUCAGAAGAAAGAAGUAAAGGGUUUGGCAGGAGUCGAUGGAGAGGCCUUUAACUGGAUCUCAUUGGCGAAAAGGGAAAGAAAGGGAAAUUAUUCUGUCGAUGGGUACUACCGUGAAGUUUUACAAACCGGUGGUAGACAAACUAACCUUAACAGCAAUGGAAGUCACCAGGGCACGGGUGAUGAAAACGAACUCAGACAACCGAAACAUAUGAAUUUGUAUGAUCAUCAGUUUUAUCCGGAAGAAUUGCAUUAUUUGUACGAAUUAGAAUGGGCCUAUUAUAAAAGGGUUUAUAAGAUCAAGGCCAAAGCUGAAAAAAAUAAAAGUAAUGAAGAUCUUCAAUUAGAGCAGGCUUUUAUUGACCAUGCAAGGCCAUUGAGCGAGGAGGAGAAACAACUGAAGAAGGAGUAUUUGGCUCAAGGAUAUGGCAAUUUCUCAAGACGUGAUUUCUUCAGCUUUAUCAGUGCCAAUGUCAAGCACGGUAGGUAUGAUAUUGCUAGUAUUGCUAAAGAAAUGCCAGAGAAAACAUACGAAGAGGUUAAGAAAUAUGCUGAAAAAUUCUGGGAGAGUUUCAGAGACAUUGAAAAUUAUGAACGUUAUAUUGGACAGAUUGAGGCCGGUGAGGAUAAGUUGCGUAAGAUGAAUGUUCAGCGGGAAGUUUUAAGAUGGAAAGUUGCAAGCUACGAUUAUCCAAUGAGGGAUAUGGAGAUCAAGGUUCCAUACACCACCAUUGCCAAAAGAGAAUGGAGUGAGGUUGAAGAUCGGUGGUUGGUAAUCCAGAUGUUGCGACUAGGUAUUGACAGAGAAGACAUUUACGAGCAGAUCUUCAAUGAAAUCCAAUACGGGAACGAUCCUGUUAUUGAAAUGAACUUUUGGUUACAAAGUCGAAGUGCACAAGAGAUUGGCCGUAGAUGUCAAACACUUCUUGGCUCCAUUGUGCGAGAGCACGAGGCCGGAAGCAAAAAGAGAGGCCGUACUACAGGUACCGGAAAGGGUAAAAGCAGUGGAGGUGCUAGAGGAGGGACUAAAAGCCGCAAAAAACGUCAUGUGUAA
This is a messenger RNA of Pichia kudriavzevii, 3216 nucleotides long. RefSeq lists its product as uncharacterized. Gene Ontology annotation, biological process: regulation of transcription by RNA polymerase II; nucleosome organization. Bases 1 to 3216 code for a protein of 1071 amino acids. The record is from RefSeq and is a predicted model, not a curated record. The transcript has a single exon. NCBI's taxonomy places the organism in Eukaryota, Fungi, Ascomycota, Pichiomycetes, Pichiales, Pichiaceae. Gene Ontology annotation, molecular function: ATP-dependent chromatin remodeler activity; ATP binding; DNA binding. Gene Ontology annotation, cellular component: nucleus; chromatin.